AGAAUUGAAAAAGCCAAAGAAUAUAAAGAUUCUGGAAACCAAUUUCACAAAGAGGGGAAUUUGAGACAAGCAAUAGGGAAAUACCACCGAGCCCUUUUACAGUUAAAGGGUAUUGGUAUCAGAAAAGAAGAUGUAUUAUUUGGAAUGGGAAGUGGUGAUGGAGGGGGAAACCUGUCUGAUGAAAUGAAAUCUGAUAUAAAACAGAUACAGAUGAAUUGCCACAAUAAUUUAGCAGCAAGUUUAUUGAAACAAGAUUCACCAAAUUAUGAGAAAAUCAUUGAGUAUUGUGAUCAAGUUUUAGAAGGAGAACCUACAAAUGAAAAAGCUUUAUUUAGAAAAAGUACAGCUUUGAAUAAGCUAGGAAAGUUUGAUGAUACUAUAAGAACACUUGAA
Lottia gigantea (owl limpet) is the source of this 393-nucleotide messenger RNA. RefSeq lists its product as hypothetical. The annotation marks the transcript as partial. The transcript has 2 exons. The record is from RefSeq and is a predicted model, not a curated record. Lineage: Eukaryota; Metazoa; Mollusca; Gastropoda; Lottiidae. Gene Ontology annotation, molecular function: protein binding.